AUGUCUCAGUCUCACCCCAAGAUGGAGUCUCCCUCACCUUUCCGUUGGUCUACUGAUGCUUUUAACAUCGACUUUGCUUUUGACACGAAAAACGUGAUUUCCAUACGCCGUAUCGCACCGAAAGGGAAGAACUUAGAACAGGGAGCAACGCCAAUCCCUUCAUCCGAUGUCCCUCUAAUAAAUGUUAAGCUGGUUGGUGAAGGUAACACUGGCAACAAGACAUCAAAAUCUUUGAUAGGAAGCUACCUUUCUGCCCGGCUGCGGUACAAAAGUCAUGAAACUCACGUCGAGGGCUCUGAGCAAACCCUUGUUAUUGAGACUGCGGACAACGUGACGAAAGUUCACAUUUCGGUGCGCCUCGUUGUUUACGGCAGUAUCCCUGUACUUCGAUCGUCAGCCACCAUUACGAAUCAAUCUGAUGACGCUACGAUUUGCGUCACACAACUCUCGUCGUUGUCCCUGGGUAACUUGGUACCUGUCAGGGACUGGCAUGAAGAGUACACCCUCCAUACGGCCACUAACUCCUGGUUCAGAGAGGCCCAGUGGUCAAGCCAUACACUGCCCGAGCUCGGCAUUGACUUGAACGGAAUCUGUGAGCUUCCUGAUGGGCAUACAAGCUCUCAGGCUAGCUUUAGUCUCCAAAAUCUAGGCUCAUUCUCCACUGGAACCCAUCUGCCGAUGGGAAUACUGAAAUCCAAGCACGAUAAGGAUACUUGGCUGUGGCAAGUCGAGCAUAACGGUUCCUGGAGGUGGGAGAUUGGCGACUAUAAAGACAACCUCUACCUUGUGGCAGGCGGGCCAAUUGGAGUCGACCAUGACUGGAAGCUGGUCCUCGGCCCCAAGCAGAGCUUCACCACUGCCAAAGUGGCCGUAGCGCGAGUUUUUGGUGGCAUAGAAGAUGCCUUUGCCGCGAUCACAAGCUAUAGGCGCCGUAUUAGAAGGCACCACGCUGACAAUGACCGACUGCCUAUUAUCUUCAACGAUUAUAUGAACUGCCUGAUGGGCAACCCGGAUGAAGAAAAGAUAAAGGCUUUGAUUGACCCAGUUGUGAGGUCUGGCGCCGAGUACUUUGUGAUUGAUGCUGGCUGGUAUGCGGAUGACAGCAACUGGUGGGAUGAUGUCGGCUUGUGGGAACCUUCACUGAAACGGUUCCCCUCAGGCUUCAAAGCGCUUUUGGAUGAAAUUAGAUCCAAGGGUCUAAUUCCAGGGGUUUGGCUCGAGCCUGAAGUUGUCGGUGUUCGCAGCGUCGUUGGCGAACGGCUGCCGCGAGAGGCCUUCUUCCACGAGAAUGGGCAGCGGAUCGUCGAGAAAGGCAGAUUUCAACUAGACUAUCGAUGUGAACAAGUGCGCACCUGGAUGGACCAAGUCGUGCAUCGGCUGGUCAUCGACUAUGGCGUUGGCUAUUUCAAAUUUGAUUACAACAUCGAGGUUGUGCAGGGAACUGAUGUUCACGGGCCGUCAUCCGCAGGAGUCGCGCAUCUGGAACACCAGCGGGCAUACCUCUCGUGGGUUGAGUCUCUCUUCGAUCGCUAUCCGGAUCUGGUGAUUGAAAGUUGCUCGAGCGGCGCACAACGUCUGGACUAUGCCAUGCUGUCUAUACAUCCUUUACAAUCAACAAGUGACCAACAAGAUCCUAGUCUUUACGCCGCUAUUGCUGCAGCUAUCCCGACUGCUGUAACACCAGAACAGAGUGCAUCAUGGGCCUAUCCACAACCUGAAUGGUCUGAUGAGAUCAAUGCGCUAACGGUUAUCAACAGUCUUAUGGGGAGGGUGUAUUUGAGUGGUCGCCUUGACAAGUUGAGUGAAGAGCAGCUUCAACUUGUCAUCGAUGGCAUGAACGUGUACAAAUCCAUACGCCAGGAUCUGCGGGAUUCCCAAGCCGCCUGGCCCCUGGGCUUGCCUGGCUGGCAUGAUGAAUGGCUUGCUCUUGGGCUUGUCGCAACUUCUGGUUCGAUGUACCUGGCAGUUUGGCGCAGGGGCGGAGCAACGAAGAUGGAUAUUCCCAUCCAUCAACAGUUUGCCAGUGGAAAAGACGGACAUGUGGAAGUUCUUUACCCAAAGAAAAUGAACGGCAGGGCCAACUUGAACAAGGGAGUGUUAAGAGUAGAGCUGCCUGACGUGGUUUGCGCCAGAUUGCUUUUGAUCAGUAACUGA
Messenger RNA from Clonostachys byssicola, 2154 nucleotides. The record is from the annotation of a GenBank genome assembly. NCBI's taxonomy places the organism in Eukaryota, Fungi, Ascomycota, Sordariomycetes, Hypocreales, Bionectriaceae.